Messenger RNA from Trichobilharzia regenti, 2068 nucleotides. Lineage: Eukaryota; Metazoa; Platyhelminthes; Trematoda; Strigeidida; Schistosomatidae. The record is from the annotation of a GenBank genome assembly.
AAAAAAAAGUAACCGACUGGGUAGUCACCGCGCUUUACAAAAAUGUCGCUAAUACUGCGUAUGUGGUGAACUGAAGUCAUACUUCUCCUUUUUAGUCCCCAUUCAGAAUUUCUGCAUCUUUUUAUCAUCUGUGUAUUGCUAUAUACAUUGAGCGCCCUUAUUGGCCAAGUUUAAGUAAAGCGAUCGAAGCAGGUGGACGUACCAAGGGUCUAACAAGCAAUUACUUGUCUCUGAGAAAAUACAGCGACGUUAAAAAAUCAAAGUCAAGGUUCUUCAAAGUUGACUUUCAAGAGGAUCCUCUCCAAAUGUAUCUAGUAAAUGAGUAGGAUACAGUAUCGUUCGAAAAACACAGUAUUCUAGUCAUUUACUAGAUACAUGUUUUUUCAAAUUUAUACUGUUAGACAGGGUCAUGACUUUUAAAAUUAAGGUUUAGGAUCUGGGAUUUAGGUCAGGAUUAGGGUUAAAUUUAGAGCUAGGAUUUAUGACUAUGGUUAGAUUUAGGAGUAGGUUGCUGAAAUGUGUCAGAAAUAUAAAUGGAUAUCAAAGUACCACAACCCAUAAGUCAUGCUACAGUCACCCUUAUGAAUGGAUAUGUCGCUCAUGGUACUAUCUCUCUAUAGAUCACCUGUGUAGUUUCUGGGAGACAUUCUUACAAUACAUAAGCCACAACUGUACAGAGUGAUCUCAUAUUCGCAAUAUUCUUUUAGUGUAUUUUUCAACGAUUAUGCGGCUUUUUUGCAUCUGAAUUCUAAUUGGCGACUCAGGGUCACUGUGGUUUUGGCUAUGAUAGUUUAACUUUGCCGAGAACCUCAUGAUAACACCCCAGAAUACUUUUGCGUCCUUAAGGAUCUUGGAGGCAUUUCAAUGCAUUUCCCUCAAAUUUCCACAUUAAGCUAUAAAAUUAAGUAUUACCAUACUGCUUGAGUGAAUUGACACCAGUUGGACAAGGUGUUUUUUUAACGGCUUCACUUUGCACAAGAGGCAAUUUGUUAGUGGAUGGUGCAUUGGUUUCAUGGUCGUGCUUUCCUUUCCACACCGAAGUUCAGUGACCAUUAAGAUCACUUAUCGGCAUUGAAUUCUUUUUGGAUUAUGAACGCCCCUAAAAAUUGUUCAGCGGAUUAUCGUACUGUUAUCGCUCCUGCAAAUGUUCUUCUUGCCACAAGCAUUUGUACCAUUCUUGUAGGCAUUGUUCUUGUCAUAUUGGGCAUUUGCUUCGGGCUGACUAAUGGUGGUCAUAGUUCCCAUUUAUCUAUAUCUUAUGUAGGCAUUCCUAUUAUUCUAUCUGGUUGUAUCACCUUAGCAGUAGCUGUUGCCAGAAUUAUGCAUACAAAUAAGUUACUCAGCAGUAUGAAUCUUACACUAUAUAAUUUUAAGAAACAGUGGAAUCAAGAGGAGUGCAGUGUUGAGUCUACAUCCUUCAACGUUCAAGAAGGUGCUUGCAGCUCAUUCUCUUCAUCAGUGUGUACACCUGCGAAUAAAUUCGAUUCUGCUUCAUUGAAUAAUGGUGGUGAAGUAGAAUUUCCGAAACAGUUGACCAAUCAUCAGCAUCAGAGAUUGCCAAUGCCGCCAAGGCGAGCUGUAUUGAAUUAAAAGUAUUUCAGGUGCUUUUGUAGCCUGAGGUGUCUUCUACCUAUGUAAAUGCUGGGUGUAUUCAUUUGUAUAUAUUUAUACAUACUUUGUGUCUUUCUCCAGAAUCUUUAUUACUAUUAUUUUCCUAUCUUCUGUUUUAUUUGAUAUUAAGCGUUGGUUAAAUAAACUUUUAUAUACCUUCUGUUUGUUUUAAGUUGAGGGGAUGGAUACUUAAACAAGCUAGCUAACUGACGUGUGUUUAAGUUGUCUUAACAGUAACCGGUCAUUCUGAACUAGUUUUAAUUAGUUCAUCUCACUGUCUAUGUGACAUUUACUGCUAGACGAAGUUGACUGAGAUAACAGAACCUCAAAAAGGGAGCAUAAUUUAAUUUGUUGCAUGUACAGUGUUCAUUGUGUUAAAGUUUGUCAUUGUUUGUAAAUAAGUUAUUGAAUUGCAAUUAUGAGUGUAUCGUUGAAGCAAUAGACAUGUUAAUACGAC